CCGCGUGCUUGGUUGAAGUUGGUCGCGUGUGUGCCGCUGCGAGGGUGUGGAAUAGUUAACCGGAUUAUCAGUGUUCAGUGCCAUAGACAGCACCAUGGACAAGGAGAGGUUCGAUGGAAUGCUCCUGGCUAUGGCUCAGCAGCAUGAAGGUGGAAUACCGGAGCUGCUGGACACCGUGUUCAGCUUUCUGGCGCGGAAAACCGAUUUUUACACAGGAGCAACUGAAGAAGCAGCAAAGCAGUUGGUGCUGGACAAGUUCUUGGAGCACGGACAGCAGGCUCGCGAAGCCAAGGACCAGAAGAGGCGACAGAACGAGGAGGCCGACCGCAAGAAGCGCGAGCGCCUGGAGCGCGAGAGGCAGCAGGAGCAGGCGCAGCAGCAGGAGCCGCAGAUCCGUGAGGUCUCGGACGAGGAAGCCGCCCGCAUCCAGCGCGAACUGGACGAGAAGGCGAAGGGGGCGGCGGCCACGGCCCCAGCGAAGGCGGAGGACGAGGACAAGAAGGCCGAGUCUGGGGACGAAAGUGACGAGGAGUCGAAGGGCAAGCUGAAGCCUAACGCAGGCAAUGGCUGUGACCUGGACAAGUACCAGUGGACCCAGACGCUGCAGGAGCUCGAGAUACGCGUGCCGCUGCCGUUCGCCUGCAAGUCGCGCGACCUGGUGGUGGACAUGCAGCGCCGGCGGCUCACGGUCGGGCUCAAGGGCCACCCGGCCGUCAUCGACGGCGAGCUCUCGCACGAGAUCAAGGUGGAGGAGUCCACCUGGGUGCUCGAGGACAAGCGCGCGCUGCUCAUCCACAUCGAGAAGGUGAACCAGAUGGAGUGGUGGUCUCGGCUGGUGACCACCGAUCCGGAGAUCAAUACGCGCAAGGUGCAGCCCGAGUCGUCCAAGCUCUCCGACCUGGACGGCGAGACGCGCGGCAUGGUCGAGAAGAUGAUGUACGACCAGCGCCAGAAGGAGAUGGGUCUGCCCACCAGCGACGACCAGAAGAAGCAAGACGUCAUGAAAAAGUUUAUGCAGCAGCAUCCUGAGAUGGACUUCUCGAACUGCAAGUUCAACUGAUCUAGGUUGGAACAUUGCCGGACUCUGCGGGUGUGGAAACGCAAGCACGCUCCACAUUGUGAUUUGCACAGUUCGGUUUCCAGGAACAUUGCACCGCGUGAUUUUGUAUUUUGUCAUUGUUCAUCGGAAUAUAUUGCUCCACGUGUUA
Molecule: messenger RNA, 1208 nt
Organism: Pollicipes pollicipes
Lineage: Eukaryota; Metazoa; Arthropoda; Thecostraca; Pollicipedomorpha; Pollicipedidae
Gene: nudC
Product: nuclear distribution C, dynein complex regulator
Exons: 8
Coding region: 95-1060 (321 amino acids)
Biological process (GO): protein folding
Cellular component (GO): cytoplasm
Source: RefSeq, a predicted model, not a curated record